Messenger RNA from Python bivittatus (Burmese python), 2187 nucleotides. The record is from RefSeq and is a predicted model, not a curated record. NCBI's taxonomy places the organism in Eukaryota, Metazoa, Chordata, Lepidosauria, Squamata, Pythonidae.
GAAGAUUUCGACUCUACCCUCCACACCCACAUCUUGGUUAACUCCAGCGGUUACUGCCAGUGGCUGCCCCCAGGCAUCUUGAAAAGCACGUGCCGAAUCGAUGUCCGCUGGUUCCCCUUUGACACCCAAAAAUGUGACCUCAAGUUUGGCUCCUGGACUCACGAUGGCUGGUUGCUCGACCUGCGCAUGUUGGAGAUCGACACGUCAGGCUACGUGUCCAAUGGCGAAUGGGACCUUGUGGGGGUCCCCGGCAGUGAGAACAAAGUUUUCUACGAAUGUUGUCGGGAGCCGUACCUGGACGUCACCUUCGUGGUUGUCAUGCGCCGCCGGACGCUUUACUACGCGCUCAACAUGCUGGUGCCCUGCUUGCUCCUUUCGGCCGUGACGUUUUUGGUGUUCCUGUUACCUGCCGAUUCGGGGGAGAAAAUUUCUCUGGGCAUCACCGUGCUGCUCUCGCUCACCGUCUUCAUGCUGCUGGUGGCUGAAGUGAUGCCGGCCACCUCGGACUCCGUGCCGCUGAUAGGGCAAUACUUCGCCAGCACCAUGGGCAUGGUGGGCCUCUCUGUGAUGACCACCGUCUUUGUCCUCCAGUAUCAUCACCACGACCCCGAGGGCGGAUCCAUGCCAAGAUGGGUCCAGGUGCUGGUGUUGAACUGGGGCGCUUGGCUCCUGAGGAUGCGCCAGCCGGGAGAAGAGCCCGUGGGGCGCCCCCCCUGUGCCCCCAGCUUGCUGAGCUGCAGUUCGGACAACAGUGAUGGGGGCAGCCCGCCGACCCGUCCGGCUGGGCCCAUCGCCAACGGCAACCUGGCUUACACGGGGGUCCCCGUCGCCGCCCCCUUCUCCACCAAACCGCCCGUGGUGCCACGGCCUUUCCUUUUCUCGCCGGAGCCUCCGUCCCCCAUCCCAGAGGACCUUCUCUCUGCCCCCCAGCUCAGCUCGAUCUUGAGGGAGCUGCGAUACGUGGCCCAGCGUUUCCGGAGCCAAGAUGUCUCUCGGGCCACCUGCAGCCAGUGGAAAUUCGCCGCGGCGGUCAUCGACCGUCUCUGCUUGGUCCUCUUCGCCCUCUUCCACAUCGUCUGCUCCAUCGCCAUCCUGAUGGCCGCGCCCAACUUUGCCGAGGCCAUCACCAAGGACUUCCUGUGAUGCCCCCAAGCUGGACCUCUGACUGAGGGGGUCUCUCCAGGAUGGGAAAAAACCGAGGCUGCCCUUAGACCCUCCCGUGCAUCUGAACGACCCAGAUUUUGGGGAGGGCAGCAAGGUUUGCAUGCGGUAGGUUACGGAGCUCCUCCUGGAACUGACGUCCUCGUUGGCUGGCGAGGACCAGACGGUGGCCUUGCCUGAGACCACAGUCAAGUUCUCCUCUGGAUCCUUCGCGCUAGUCCUCUUUCGCUCUGCUCAAGGGUGCCAUGUUGAAAGUCCACAGGCCUCUGAAUGUCCGGAAGAAGCACCACCACUGGACCACGAUGCCACGUGGCUCCCCAUUCCACAAACCCAAAGGGAGCCAAAUUCAGGACACGUUUCCCAAAGCCUACAUCCUCUCCGUGGUGAACUGCGACAACCGCCGAAGCCCCUGCCUUGACUCUGGACCCGUCGUUCUUCCACUCGGGCCCCAAAGGGGUCCCUUCCCGGUUACCUCUGGCGGGGCUGAUAUGAGGACCAAAACGCAGUGAAACGUUUUGCAACAGGACAGAAAGUGGGGCUGUUCCCCCCACCCCACAUUGUGUUCUGUUUCAACAUUUGAACGCCCCAAAUCCAGUUCUGUUUUCAUAGUAUUGUGUAGAUCAAGCUCGAACCUCUCCCGCCCCCCCAGAUCUCAUUCCAUUUACACCAGUGUGUAUUUUACAAAAGAUCCUUGAACGUAAAACCCAGCGCGAGAACGCCGCCUUUCUGCUUCUGUGUCUGUUUCCUGGUCCACAGAAAUGUUCGGAGUGGUUUUAGGGAAACGUCUAAACCCAGGCCUGAAAAUUAAAUUCAGUGAUGAUCUCAAAGUCCAGUCGUAACAGAAUUUUGUUAAAAAAUUAACGGGUAUUCUCGGGCAUGUUUUUUUCUCAGCGUAUCCUUACCAUAUCACUGUAAGACCCCAAGUGUAUCAUCUCAUUCUAGUUUUUCAUUUAUUUUAUUGAAACAGAAAAAAAAAAUAAAUUAUUAAAAGUAAACAGCAAUAAAUAAUCAAUAACUUAAGCCUUG